Messenger RNA from Miscanthus lutarioriparius, 1086 nucleotides. NCBI's taxonomy places the organism in Eukaryota, Viridiplantae, Streptophyta, Magnoliopsida, Poales, Poaceae. The record is from the annotation of a GenBank genome assembly.
AUGGACGGCGCCGCCAACUGGCGCCCCACGCAGGGCGCCGACCCUGCCGCCGGCGGCGUCGACCCUAACGCGGCUGCCCCCGCCGGAAGCGACUGGCGCACCCAGCUUCAGCCCGAGGCGCGCCACAGGAUCGUCAAUAAGAUAAUGGAGACUCUGAAGAAGCACCUGCCAGUAUCAGUACCAGAAGGACUGACUGAGCUUCACAAAAUUGCUGUGCGAUUUGAAGAGAAAAUCUAUACUGCAGCCAUCAGCCAGUCUGAUUAUUUGCGGAAGAUUUCUCUGAAAAUGCUGCCCAUGGAAAGUCAGACAAAGACCCAACAGAACCCUGGAAAUGCUCAAGUGAUUCCAAAUCAGAACCCUCCUGGUCCAGCACCUGGCCUUCCUCCACAAGGUAGUAAUCCAGCACAGUCAUCAGCUAUCCAGUUGAUGUCUCAGCAACAGACACGGCAGCUAAAUGCUUCUACAUCUGUUCAAGGUUCGCUUCCUAGUCUUGGUCAGAACUUGUCGAGUGUCAGCCAGACAUCGACGCUGCAGAAUCUAUCUGGCAUGCCACAAAAUACCAUGAACAAUGGUUUAGCACAAGGUACUCCACAAGAUAUGUAUGCUGCACAAAGACAAAUGGCUGGUAGGCAGCAGCAGCAGCAACAACAACAACAAGCACAUAAUCAGUUAAUCUAUCAACAGCAGAAAUUGUUGAUGAACCAGAAAUUGCAGCAGAAUUCACUUAUGCAACCGCACAUUCAGCAGCAGCAAACUUUGUUGCAGUCAACACAGAUGCAAUCUUCACAGCAGCCCAUGAUGCAAAUGUCAUCUGGCCUUCAGCCUGGGCAGACCACCAUUCCACAAACUCAGUCCAUGGCAAUGCAGUCAGCUACACAGAGUGGUAGUAGCAGCAAAGGGAAGAAGCAAAAGAAGAUGAGAUGCCGUUUCUGCAAAAAAGGUGGCCACUUUAAGAAGGAUUGCUUGAAGAGAAAAAUAUGGUUUGAAAAAAAAGGAGUUGCUUAUGAUCCAACCCAUAAGCUGACUAAAGCACAUGAGAAUAAAAAUGAAGGCACUGUAUUGAAGGGAUCAGGACUCGCAGAGUAA